GAAGCAAGCAUGAAGCCAGUCUUCUGUGGUAACUUUGAGUAUGAUGCUCGUGAGGGUGAUCUUGAACGGCUAUUCAGGAAAUAUGGCAAGGUUGAGAGGGUGGAUAUGAAAGCUGGUAAGCCUUUUUCUUUUUCUUUCUUCUGCCUUUUAUGUACUCUUAUCUUUGUGGUUAACCUCGAUGAAAAAGCAGUAAUAUAAAUCACUUAGUGCGAUGAGAAAGCAAAAUUCAAAUGCAUGUCAUACAAAUCCACUUCCAUGUUCACUCCACGAGAUGGCUCCGGAUGACUCUCCCUUUAGAAGGAAGUACUAAACAGCGACCAUAUCCACUUUGCCAUGCCGCCUUCUUGAUGUUUGGAAAGCACUUGAGAGGAGAAAGAUUGCAUUUCAUCUCCUUGGUCCACAAAACAAGUCACUUUCCAUCCGCUAUAGCACUGCCAUCUUAAUUGCAUUUCAUUCCUCAUAGACUUUGCACUCUUGGACAUACCUCUGCAAUGGAGAAGGCACUCUCUUUUCAUUCACAUCCCGUCUGACUUCCACAUUUUCAGUUGUUCCUUGACAUAUUAAUUCCAUAAUGCAAGGUCUGUAACUGCUCUACUGAUCAAUUGGUUUGCAGAGUUUUUUAGGCUCGAGGAAUGUUCAAAAUUUAAUUUGUCCUAGUAGGUAAGUAUGGCUUUUUGAUGCCUCUGAAGGAGAGAGGACAGUCUUCGUGUUUGCUGGAGGUUCUUAACCUGGUUUGCUUCCUCACUGUUCAUGUACUCAGAUCUAUGCUUUUUACUUCUUUUCUUUCUCCAGGCUUUGCUUUUGUGUACAUGGAAGAUGAAAGGGAUGCUGAAGAUGCUAUCCGAGCGCUUGACCGCAUGGAAUUUGGGCGUAAGGGACGCAGACUUCGUGUUGAGUGGACAAAGAGUGAACGAGGAGGUGAUAGAAGAUCUGGUGGUGGUUCAAGGAGAUCCUCAUCCAGCAUGAAACCUUCCAAGACUCUCUUUGUUAUCAACUUUGAUGCGGAUAUUACUAGGACCCGGGAUCUUGAGAGACACUUUGAGCCGUAUGGAAAAAUCGUAAACGUUAGGAUCAGGAGGAAUUUUGCAUUUAUCCAAUACGAGGCGCAAGAGGAUGCCACCCGGGCACUGGAUGCUACAAAUAACAGUAAGCUGAUGGAUAAGGUGAUCGCGGUGGAGUAUGCGGUGAAGGAUGAUGAUGCUAGAGGGAAUGGUCACAGUCCUGAAAGACGCCGUGAUAGGUCACCUGAAAGGAGAAGGCGAUCACCUAGUCCUUACAAAAGAGAAAGAGGAAGCCCUGAUUAUGGCCGAGGUGCUAGUCCUGUUGCUGCAAACAGAAAGGAAUGGACCAGUCCUGACUAUGGCAGAAGACGUAGCCCAAGUCCUUAUAAAAAAUCAAGGCGUGGCAGUCCCGAGUACAGUCGUGACCGCAGAGGCAAUGAUAGUCCUCGUAGGAGGGAGAGAGUCGCAAGCCCUAAGUACAGCAGCCGCAGUCCCAACAACAAGAGAGAUAGGAUGAGCCCUAAUCACAGCCCACUGAAGAAGGAAAGUCCGAUAAAUGGAGCGGGUGAAGUUGAUAGUCCAAUUGAAAGGAGGAGGGAGAGAUCGAGGUCUAGCCCUGAGAAUGGCCAAGUUGAAAGCCCUGGCUCAAUUGGAAGAAGAGACAGUGAUGGUGGCUACGAUGGUGCUGAGAGCCCGAUGCAGAAGAGCCGGUCUCGUUCGCCACCUGCUGACGAGUGAUGAAAAGUUGAUCCACAACCUCUAUCAAAGUAGGAUGUUGUAACUGUUUGUUUGUAAUCAACACUGUUUCGUCGUAUUUAGAUUUGGUCUCUUGUUUAAAUGUCUUUUCUGGUAGAUUCCAACUUGGAUAUCUUUUUAUUGUCGGAUUAUAAAACUUUUGUCUGUGUGCCAACUGCCAAGGUACUGCAUUUUCCGUUAUUAUCAUCUCAGUUUGAACUCCAA
Messenger RNA from Camelina sativa (false flax), 1961 nucleotides. The record is from RefSeq and is a predicted model, not a curated record. NCBI's taxonomy places the organism in Eukaryota, Viridiplantae, Streptophyta, Magnoliopsida, Brassicales, Brassicaceae.